AUGGAACCAGGAAAUCAAACACGUGCUUUAGAAGUUUUACUCCUGGGAUUUUCCCAGGACUCAGAAAAGCAGCGCAUCUUAUUUGGGUUGUUUCUAUCUGUGUUUGUUGUCUCUGUGCUCAGGAACCAGCUCAUCAUCCUGACCAUCAGCUCAGACCCCCGUGUCCACAUCCCCAUGUACUUCUUCCUCUCCAACUUGUCCUUGGCUGACAUUGGUUUCAUCUCCACCACAGUCCCCAAAAUGAUUGUGAACAUCCAGACACAGAGCAAAUCCAUCAGCUAUGCAGGCUGCAUCACCCAGAUGUAUUUUUUCAUGGUUUUUGGAGGUAUGGACACUUUUCUCAUGACUGUGAUGGCUUAUGACCGCUUUAUGGCCAUCUGUCACCCCCUGCACUACACGGUCAUCAUGAACCCUUGCCUCUGUGGUCUGCUGGUUCUUGUGUCUUGGUUCACCAGCUUGUCAUACUCCCUGAUCCAGAGUCUGUUAAUGUUGCGGCUGUCCUUCUGUACCAACUGGGUCAUUCCACACUUUUAUUGUGAACUUGCUCAGGUCCUCAUGCUUGCUUGCUCAGACACACUCAUCAAUUACAUCUUGCUGUAUAUGGUGACUGGACUUCUUGGCAUUGUUCCCUUCUCAGGGAUCCUUUUCUCCUACACCCACAUUGUCUCCUCCAUUCUGAGAAUCCCAUCAGCUCAUGGGAAAUAUAAAGCAUUUUCUACCUGUGCAUCUCACCUGUCUGUGGUUUCUUUGUUCUAUGGGACGGGCCUUGGCGUGUAUCUCAGUUCUGAUUCAUCUUCCUGGAGAGGCAUGAUUGCCUCAGUGAUGUACACUGUGGUCACCCCUAUGCUGAACCCCUUCAUCUACAGCCUGAGGAACAGGGACAUCAAGAGGGCUCUACAAAAAGUCAUUGGAAGGACACUCUGUGUUCAGUGGUGGGAGUACAGAUCCAAGGGUUUUGAGCCGACAGUGAUAGCAGCAGUUGGCUAA
Odocoileus virginianus texanus is the source of this 987-nucleotide messenger RNA. Lineage: Eukaryota; Metazoa; Chordata; Mammalia; Artiodactyla; Cervidae. The record is from RefSeq and is a predicted model, not a curated record.